UCUGCAAAGAAAAUAGCCUAUUAACAUCUGGAUAAUGCAAAUCAAAUGACAAAUAAGGACAUUGGAAAAGGGCAAAGAAGCUAAAAAGAGCUAAAAACGCUUUUGCAUAAUAGGAGGUAUAGUCUUGUCAAUGCACACACAUUUGUGUGCAUCUGACCUACAAGACACACACCCAGCAGCAGCAGUUCACAUAAGCCUAAUGCCCAGAUUUUUGGAUAAGUGACUGCCAUGACGCAACCAGAUCUAUGGGGUCAAAGCAUUCCUUUAUUGUACAGUGAAUAUCAUUACCAUCAGGUUACUGGUUAGAUUUGAGGUACAAUAAGAUAUCGUUUGUCUAUGGUAUUAACAAAGGGGGUCUGGCCUGCUACAUAUUAACAGAUGGAACAGACUUCAGCAGGCUUUCCUCCCACGACUUUUCCAUAAUGGGACAAAAGUAGUGUCCAUCAAUAGAUCUGAUACAGUUUGGCAAAUUCCCUCCACCCAUGUCACCCCCAAUUCCCCAUUCCUACUGAAGGCCUUCUUCUCCCUCAGGAAAUCAGCACAAUUUCCUAGCUCUUUUUUCUUGUCAAUAGAUGAAAGUGCAUGUGGAUUCGUAAUUGAUACACCUAUUUUGUAUCACUGAGUUUUCUCCUAGUAUAUAAUUGUGUUUUUAGUAUUUAUAGUAUUUUAGUGUUGCUUUAUGCAUGUUAUUUGCAGAUAACUAAUUUCCAUUUAUUUUUAACCCCUUCACGCCGACUCACGCCUAUUCCCAUACUCCGUGCGGACCCGUCCCGCCAGGGACAGGACUAGGCGUGUUUCAUCUCUAACCCGUCCCGCCGGGGACGCGUAUGGCCGUGAUUUCUGUAUGGCUGUAUGUAUUACUGUUAUUGAGCUAGUUUCUUUGUAUACAGAUCUUUAUAUUGAUAAUUAUAUUUGUGCAACUAUAUGUGUACAUAUAUAGAUGUAUCUGUUCUUCAUCUUGUUUGUGUUUGUAGGCUUGUGUUUUAGUGCGUAUCUGUGGAAAUAUGUGCGCGCAACUGUUGGUGUGUAUGUGUGAGUGUGUAAGUCGGUGUGUGAAUUGUAUAAAAGUUUACUCAAGUUUUUCAUUGCAUAAAUGUUUUGUCUGCUGUGUAUUUGUGUUUCUCAGUCGUUUGUGUUGGGUAAUCUGUGCGUGCAUUUUUGCGUGUGUGUGUGUGUGUGUGUUUGAUGUAGUAAUUGUGUGUACAAGUGCCUGUGUGAAUUGUAUAUGAAUCGUAUAAAAGUUUUUGCAAGUUUUUUAUUGCAUAAAUGUUUUGUCUGCUGUGUAUUUGUGUUUUUCUCGGUUGUUUGUGUUGGGGAAUCUGUGCGUGCAUCUUUGCGUGUGUGCGUGUGUGUGUGUGUGUGUGUGUGUGUGUGUGUGUGUGUAAAAGGUUGUAAAAUUGUGUGUGUGCAAGUCUGUGUGCGAAGCCUUGUGAAGCGAGGCUGGCGGUGGUGAUCCUUCCAGGGCACAAGGAUCUUCGGGAACCUUCUGGAACCUUCCCGCGCAUACCUCACAUGGCCUUCCAUGUGACUUUCUGGACCCCUCCGGAGCACAAGGAUUGGCAAUAUCUUUGAUUGGCAAUAGAGUAGUUUGGCAAUAGUUUACCUGUACUUCACGUGACAAGUCACAUGACUCACGUGAAGAGGUCAAGGUAAUCACUCGCCAGCCCAAGACCUUUUCUUGAAAAUGUCGUGCGUCACUGCUUCGAGGAGACACCGGGUGUGCACGCACAUCUUGACGAAUCGUCCAACCCGAUGGAGAUAUUCAGCAGCCUCUUCCCAGAGGAGUUGUUUCAAACAAUUGUGGACGAGACGAAUCGGUACGCUCGACAGAACCCGCGAACCCCUUCAUCCCACAUGAAGGGGUGGGAGGACACAACGGUGUGGGAGGUCUGCUCAUAUGUCGGCCUUAGGUUCCUCAUGGGACUUCAUGCGAAGAGGUGCCAAAGGGACCUUUGGUCAACGGACCCGUUGAUGUGCUCGUCGGUGUUCGCCAAGACCAUGUCGAGGGACCGCUUCAACAUCCUUACCUCUGCCCUCAACUUCGCUAACAACGAAGGGGAGCACAGCGCGGAGGACCGGUUGUGGAAGCUGCGCCCUGUGAUUAACGUCUUGGAUUCGAUGUACCGUUCCAUCUUCGUCCCCAGAAAGAACGUGAUUGUCGACGAGAGCUUGUGGGCCUUCAAGGGGAGGCAUCAGGCCCUUCAGUACAACCCUAGUAAGAGGGCUAGGAGGGGCCUGAAGGUCUACAAGCUGUGUUCGUCCGACGGUCCAGAGGCAGGGUAUACGACGGCCUUCAAUAUUUACAUGGGGCAGGAUCGCGGUGAGUUUCCGGCGAGCAUGAAGGCCGUUGACGACCUGAUGGAGAAGGCAAAGCUGCUCGACAAGGGGUAUCAGUUGUACACAGACAACUGGUAUUCCUCCCCGACUCUCUUCCACUAUCUGCAGGCCCGUAAGACCACCGCCGUUGGCAAAGUACAUGUCAACAGGCGGGGUAUGCCCUCAGACCUGCAGGCGAGUCGGGGACACAUCGACUUCCGGAGUAGCAAAACCGGAAUACAAAAAGGUAUUAUUUUACCUGCUAGAUAUGACCACCAUCAACCGAAUCAUUGCCUCGGAGCGCUUUGGCGACUGCCGCGGCGGACAGCCACACACCAUAUUUCGAGCGUAUUGUUAUGACCCCUAUAGGCGUGACCCGUCAGGAAUGGGUUAAAAAUGAUACCAAACAUGACCAUGGCUAGCCUUUUCUGACUCUAGGGCAAGCCCCAAGGCAGGAAUCAUCAACUUUUGGCCUGGCCUGUGUGUGCUAUCUGGGGAAUUAGACUAGCUAGUCCUACAGUAUUCUUUGUCCAAGGCAUGCCCAUUUUUGGCAGAGAUUAAAAGUGUUUUGAAUCUUAACUAAUUGUAAUGUAACCAAUAACGGAAGUUUGGCUGCCAGAGUUGCCAACCUAUAGAAUACAUAUAUUUAUUCAAGAUAUUCUACAGGGAUAAGUCUGGCUGAUGGAUCAUAGGUUUGAAGCACUUUAAUGUAGGGAAAAAGCUCAGAAAUUUCAUCAUAAUUCUUUCCAUGAUUGUUGUUGUACUGUUUAGACUGAUGUCCUAAAGAUCACACUGAAAUUAUAAUAGGUGGAACAUCUAUAAACUUUCUUACAUCUUAAACUUUAAUUAUUUCACUUUCUCCGCUUGUACUUAGUUAC
Molecule: messenger RNA, 3194 nt
Organism: Penaeus chinensis
Lineage: Eukaryota; Metazoa; Arthropoda; Malacostraca; Decapoda; Penaeidae
Product: piggyBac transposable element-derived protein 4-like
Exons: 2
Coding region: 1753-2676 (307 amino acids)
Source: RefSeq, a predicted model, not a curated record